AUGCAGAUCAAGCCUCUGAGUCGAUCCGAUACAGGUUUUGGCGACGAUACCGACCUAGCCAACACGACAUACAACGACAAGUACGUCAUCGUGUAUGACUUCAGCAACGUUGACGAUGAGGUUGCCAUCAAAGAGUGCCAACAGCUACUGUACGAUCUCGAGUCUGCUGGACUGAACACCGAAGUGCGUGCUGGCUAUGAUGAAUCUUUGUUAGUUUUUGUCCAAGUGCCGCGGGAUUUGCUUGGCAACACUGUAUACAAAUCAAGAGUCAAGGAUUGGCUAUAUGGCAUCACCAAACACCAUCCCGGUGGCACCGCCAAGUCGAUCGUUUCAGCAGCUUUUGAGGCUGAAGAUCUCCUCUCUGUAUAUCACCUAGUCAACUGGCGUAAAGAGUUUGGGGGUGCAGGCAUCACACCGGACUUCCCACCGUGGGAAAACGUCACCUCAAUCUUCCCGUUACACAACCCUCGUGCAAAUCGGGCGCUUCUGGCUCAUCUCAGCACGCGCGUCUUCUUGGAUCUAUCCGAUCUCGACCAGAUCCGUAAUCUUUGGGGUUCCAAAGUCGCUUUUUACUUUGCUUUCAUUCAAACAUACUUCCGUUCACUUGCCUUCCCAUGCAUUGCUGGACUUUUUGCAUGGGCAUUCCUUCCAAAGUAUUCGCUGUUCUUCGCCUUGUUAAUUGGCGUUUGGUGCACAGUAUUCUUGGAGUACUGGAAGAUUAAGCAAGCAGAUCUUGCUAUCCGCUGGGAUGUGCGGGGCGUUGGUAGUUUGAAGGUGGAUCGUCCACAGUUUCGUUAUGAGAAAGAGAUCAUUGAUUCAGCUGGAAGAGUGCAGCGCCAUUUUCCCAGAUGGAAACGAAUCCUCCGACAACUGCUUGUCGUUCCUUUUGUUAUUAUCAGCACCGUAAUUCUUGGAGUUCUCAUCACUUGCGUCUUCUUUCUCGAAACAUUCAUUGGCGAGGCAUACGACGGGCCGCACAAGUUCUAUCUGGAAUACCUUCCGACUAUUCUUCUCGCAGUUUUUCUACCUUAUGUCACCAGCUUGCUGGAAGACAUCGCUACCGUUCUGACAGACUACGAGAACCAUCGUACCGAAGAUCACCACCAGAUGUCCCUCACUCAAAAGAUCUUUGUACUGAACUCCAUUACCAACUACUUACCCAUCCUCCUCACCGCAUUCGUAUAUGUGCCUUUUGGUAACAAAGUCUUGCCGCUGUUACAAAGCAUGUUGGAUGCGGUGUUGGGCUCCCAGAACAAAGGGAAGACCAAAUUCCAUGCCGAUCCCGACAGAUUACGCAACGAGGUCAUUGCAUUGACCGUAACUGGUCAAGUUUCCGGUGCGAUUGAAGAGCUAGCAUUACCUUGGCUAAAGGAGCAGGUCAAGCAAUGGUGGCGCGAUCGACAAGCUUCUCGAGCCCAGAAUCAAGGCAACAUGGGCGCACCACAGACACCGGAAGACCCCAUUGAAUCUGGCUUUCUUCGGCGCACAAGAAGACAAGCGCUUCGCCCCUCGUACAACGUCCAAGAAGAUAUUGCGGAAAUGGUGAUCCAAUUCGGUUAUCUUGCAUUGUUCAGCCCCGUAUGGCCACUAGUACCCAUUGGAUUCUUCAUCAACAACUGGUUCGAGCUUCGGUCCGAUUUUCUCAAAAUUUGUGUGGAGCACCAACGACCCCAUCCGAUUCGUAGCGAUGGCAUCGGGCCUUGGGUCGCUAGCCUGGAAUCCUUAACCUGGCUGGGAAGUGUCAGUAGUGCCGCCAUUGUUCAUCUCUUCGGCACCGAGCAAUUUCUUGGCCCCUAUCUUGGCUUGAGCACGUGGGCCAGUCUUCCACUCACAAUCCUCUUAUCAGAGCACAUCUUCAUGGCUUUUAGGGCAGCGGUCCGAUUCGCACUUGCACGAAUCGGGUCCGAGCAGAUACGCAGAGAAAGAGCCGAGCAGUAUGCCGAGAGAAAGCGACAUCUCGAUGAGCUGGAAGCAAAGGCCACAAAGGUAUCCCAUCUGGAUGUCGCCGAGCGCGAAAGAAGGAAGAGCGUGAGGAUCAAUGCGGCAGAUAUCUUUUGGACUAAGCAGGUCGAAGUGGGAGCCAGUGCUGAAGCCGGUGUCAGUAUUAUCAAAGCGAAGAAGAUUGCAAAGCACGAAAGUGAACUCACGGGUAGGAGCACCAAAGUAGACUAG
Molecule: messenger RNA, 2172 nt
Organism: Bipolaris oryzae ATCC 44560
Lineage: Eukaryota; Fungi; Ascomycota; Dothideomycetes; Pleosporales; Pleosporaceae
Exons: 4
Coding region: 1-2172 (723 amino acids)
Biological process (GO): chloride transmembrane transport
Cellular component (GO): cortical endoplasmic reticulum
Molecular function (GO): chloride channel activity
Source: RefSeq, a predicted model, not a curated record